UCUGCGUCGCCUACAACUCAUUCAUUUGCUUCGUCCAAGAGCAGAAGUGAAGACUGACAUCUUUCAAGUACUGAAGUUGAUGCCGAGUCAAUAACGCGUUUCUUGACCGAAGCAAUAAUGGCCCACUCAAGUCAAGAUGGCGAAAUUGUACCUGAUGAUGGAUGGUCAUCCAUGCAUAAUCGUGUGAAUUCCUUCCAGCACUUCCCCCGUUCUGAAGAAUUUCCAGCCGAGCGACUGGCCCGGGCAGGCUUUUAUUUUACAGGUCAGGCGGUCAGGGUGCACUGUUUCAGCUGCCAUGCGACAGUGGAGGACUGGAACAGAGGGGACACCCCACUGAAUAGACAUCAGCAAGCGUCUCCCGACUGCACGUUCCUCAACUGUGCUCACAGCUUGAAAACCUCCGACUUCAUUCAAAGCCCUGUUUACAACAAAGAGGCCGAAGCCAGGGAGUUCCAGCUCCGCACGGGAGAGGUGGUGGAUCAGACCAUUUAUCCCAAGGUGCCACACAUGAAGAGCGAGGAAGCUCGGCUGAAUACUUUUAGUGACUGGCCGGCAGACGCUCCAGUUCAACCCGAAGACCUGGCAGCAGCAGGGAUGUAUUACUUGAGGACAGAUGACAUGGUGCGGAGCUUCUGUUGUGGGCACCAGCUGGCAGGAUGGGAGCCAGGCGACGAUGCCUGGGGUGAACAUGCAAAGAUCUACCCAAACUGCUUCUUCAUCUUGGGCCACGGUGUGGGCAAUGUGCCGCUGCCAACACAUAGACCCAGGGUGAAUGGGCAAAGAGCCUCUGUGGAGACUUUUGAGGGGCGUCUUGAUAGCUUCAGAGGCAGACAACUUCCCAUAGACCCCGAGAGACUGGCCAGAGCUGGUUUCCACAGCACAGAGGAGAAAGAAAAAAGAAGAUUGUUCACCUGCAGUUUCCUUCUGGCAGAAAAAGGAGAAGAAUAUGUCAACAGCGUGCAGCUGAGAAAUCCAAAAGGAGACCAUUCAAGAUCAAGUCAGAAUGGCUUUACAAGUCAUGAGCAUGCAGCACAGAAAGUCUUGCAGUCAGAGAUUGCACAAAAGGCUGUAGAUAUGGGUUUUGACCCCAUCAAAGUGGAGUGCACCAUUCUGCAGAAAUUACAUCAGAACACAGAGGGUUAUGCUUCAGUAGAAGCCCUUAUUGAAGACAUCAGUGCACAGGAGAGUGCUAGUACCAUGCGCGAGAAAGCUGAGGACCCCAUGACGAAACUUGAGAAACUCCAGAGGGAGAAACUCUGUAAAGUCUGCAUGGACAGUGACAUUAACAUUGUCUUCAUUCCCUGUGGACACCUGGUCACUUGUCAGAAAUGUUCAGAAUCCCUGAACAAGUGUCCCAUCUGCUGUGCCGCAAUCACACAGAAGAUAAAGACAUACAAUGCCUAAAAGACAAAGAAACCAGCACUCCAAAAGAAACACUGAUGUUUAUUGAAAGUUUCAGAAUGUAAUCAUUUCCAAAAUUGCACAUAGAUGUGUAAAAUAAGCUAUAUAUAUAUAUACUUUUUCAUACCCCUGAAAUAGCUGCUUCCCUCAAAUACACCGCCUCAGAUUGAUGUUAAUUACUCUAGUGCCUUUAUGUAGACUACUUUUUAUGAACAUUACCAUUGUAAUUUAGCAAUCAUGUUUUACAGUGUACCUUAUAUUUGAUCUUUUAUUUAUUUAUUUAUUUAUUUAUUAUAAAAUAAUAAUUGCUUGACACUUUUAAUCAUGUUCAAGGUUGAUUAAACUUCACCAGUCAAACUCGUUUGUCUUC
Messenger RNA from Sinocyclocheilus anshuiensis, 1771 nucleotides. Its product is annotated as E3 ubiquitin-protein ligase XIAP-like. Gene Ontology annotation, molecular function: cysteine-type endopeptidase inhibitor activity involved in apoptotic process; ubiquitin protein ligase activity. Lineage: Eukaryota; Metazoa; Chordata; Actinopteri; Cypriniformes; Cyprinidae. The record is from RefSeq and is a predicted model, not a curated record. The transcript has 8 exons. Gene Ontology annotation, cellular component: nucleus; cytoplasm. Gene Ontology annotation, biological process: negative regulation of apoptotic process; regulation of cell cycle; positive regulation of canonical Wnt signaling pathway. The coding region runs from base 118 to 1404 and encodes 428 amino acids.